AUGCAAUCGCUUACUGCCAUCGGGUUUGACAAGCCCGACAUCGACCCUGGACGACGGGCACGCAUCACGGGCUCUCGCUGGCCCACGCCUGGGGGCGGUCCGGAGGCGCAACCGUUCCUUCGUCAGCUCUACCCGGUCUACAACCAUCCCAUCACUGACUCCUGGCCCAGUAUCCUCGAGGAUGUGAAGGCAUGCCUCAGCGAACACCAGAUGCCGUUCACCGCCGUCACGGGCUUCGGCUGGGGAAACCAAGGGGCCAAGGAACCCUUCUGCCCUCUCCUCAUGACCAUCGGCAUGGAGCCCGACUCUGUCACCUUCGACAAUGCCAAGACCGCUGCCGACCACAUCAAGGGCACCAUCCUUGAUAAUGCUGGCUUCCCCGAGAUCGAGGUUGCCGUCUGGGAAUGGAAGACGAGCUUUUCGGGUAUCGGCCCUAAACUGAUGUCCCUCAACCCCCUCGUCGACGGGGUCAUCACCGAGUUCGCCUCUCCUUUCGCGUCUAUCCUUCCCGUCGCCAUCGCGCCCCUCAAGAAGCCCCACUACGAGGGUACCGCCAGCCUAUUCCUCCGCCGCGGAGGCGGCAGCGACCGCGUCCUCGCUCUGACCGCGGCCCAUGUCGCCAGCAGCAGGCAUCGCGAGGAGAUCAUCGUCCUAGGCGAAAAGGGCUUCGAGGACGCCAUCACGCAGAUCGAGUCUAGGAUCGGUACGCUGCAGGAGAUCACCACGAAGGCGGAGGAGAACAUCGAGCGGCUGCAGCAGCAGGAGGCCGAUGGCACAGGAGACCCCCAGAGGAUCGCCAGCGCGCUCCGGCGCGAGCGGGAGAAAACAGAGCAGCUGGACCGCCUCCACACCCGUGUCGCCAAGACGAUGCUCACCACGAACAAGCGAGUUAUCGGCCAUGUCCUGCACGCCGACCUGGUCGGCGUCUCCUCCGGGCCCGAGGGGUUCACUAUCGAUAGGACCGUCGUCGAGCUCAGCGACGAUGCCUUCGACUGGGCCAACUUCAAGGGUAACAAGGUCUACAUCGGGGGCAAGAUCGACAAGGAAUCCUUCCGGGAACUAAUGUAUCCCUGGGCUGCCGACCGCGCUGGCUACGCGUACCCGCAGGACGGCCUGCUCCCAAUCUUCGAUGUCGUACCCGAGAGCGAAAUGCGCCAACCCACGCAGCGCAACGGCCGCGGCGGCCUCGCCAUGCCUGUAAUCAAGAACGGCUUGACCACUGGCACCACCGUCGGCUGGCUUAAUGGGCUCAAGUCCCUCGUCCGCCACUACGACUUCUACGAUAUCGCUUUUACCUCGUUCGAGACCACCAUUGUGCCCUACGGCGGGCGCGGAGCCUUCUCCGAGGGCGGCGACUCGGGUUCCAUCAUCUUUGACAGAAAGGGUCGAAUCGUCGCCCUGCUCACCGGCGGCGGCGGCUUGACCGACGAGACUGACGUUACGUUCGCAACCGCGUGGUACGCGCUCGAGCCGCACAUCAAGAACACCUUGGAAGGCGUCCAGCUCUACUAG
Molecule: messenger RNA, 1512 nt
Organism: Laetiporus sulphureus 93-53
Lineage: Eukaryota; Fungi; Basidiomycota; Agaricomycetes; Polyporales; Laetiporaceae
Exons: 5
Coding region: 1-1512 (503 amino acids)
Source: RefSeq, a predicted model, not a curated record